Messenger RNA from Rhodotorula toruloides NP11, 792 nucleotides. RefSeq names its product tetratricopeptide repeat protein 9C. The record is from RefSeq and is a predicted model, not a curated record. The transcript is spliced from 4 exons. Gene Ontology annotation, molecular function: protein binding. Bases 1 to 792 code for a protein of 263 amino acids. Lineage: Eukaryota; Fungi; Basidiomycota; Microbotryomycetes; Sporidiobolales; Sporidiobolaceae.
AUGCCUCAGUGGACCAGGGAACAGGUCGAUGCUCAGAUCGACAAGGCGCUCAAGACUCGCUUGGAGGGGAACGAGGCGUUCAAGACGGGCGACAUGACGUUGGCGCUGAGGAAGUACCACGAGGUGUUGUUCUCGCUCAAGGGUCUCGACGGGCAGCUCACGAGCGUCUAUGGGCCGAGUCAGGCGCCUGCGCCGAUCACGGAGGUGACGGACGAGGAGGUUGAGGCGAUUGCGAGCACGAAGCCGGUCGACGAUCCCGACUCGAAGCAAGCUGCCGUCAAGAGCGCGCUCCUCAACACCUACCUCAACAGCGCGGCCGUCUACAUUAAGCAAGAGCGUUGGCAGCGCGCGCUCGAUGCCGCUACCGCCGCGAAGAAGUACGACGAGGACAACGCGAAAGCCCUCUUCCGCGAAGGCCAGGCGCGCAUCGGUCUCGGCGAGAUCAACACGGGCAAGCGUAUCCUCGAGGACCUCCAGGUCAAGAACGGCCCGGACGCGGCGAUCACGGCUGCGUUGCAGAAGCUUGCGGCGGACGAGAAGAAGCGCGAGGAGGCUAAGAACGCGCAGUUCCGCGGGAUGUUCAACCGCAAGAACGGGUCGGAGCAGUCGUCGAAGGAGAAGCCCGCCGAGGGAAAGGCGGCGACCGCCGAGGCUUCCGGUCCCGCUGCUGGCGAGACAGCGACGUUGGAGGAGGAGGAGGAGGAGGAGGGAGACGAUGUCAAGGACGACUCGUCAAGGGAGGGAGCCGCGACGGAGUCGUCGAAGGUGGAGGAGCCGUCGACGGUCGCCUGA